Arabidopsis lyrata subsp. lyrata is the source of this 1083-nucleotide messenger RNA. RefSeq lists its product as uncharacterized. The coding region runs from base 153 to 788 and encodes 211 amino acids. Lineage: Eukaryota; Viridiplantae; Streptophyta; Magnoliopsida; Brassicales; Brassicaceae. The record is from RefSeq and is a predicted model, not a curated record. The transcript is spliced from 5 exons.
AAGGAACGAGAAGAUGGAGGGCACCGCCGUAAUAGAUAAUCCGGGAGCAGAUCGGACGAAAAAUUGAAGAUGAGCGAAAGAUAGAGAGACAGAGAGAGGUGGAGAGAUUUUCGAAUAAGAAACGAAAGGGUGAGAGAUAGAGAAGGCUUGCGAUGAACGAAGGCUCGAGCGAAGAAGUAACGAGGACGGUAAUGGAAGAGAAACCAGAACAGCAGCAGAGAGGAUCUCUUGAGAAAGGAAGAUCGUGCAAAGGCUAUUUAUAUUACUCUUCCACUCUCAAAUCCAAGGCUAAGAACCCUCGCUGCGUCGGUAUCCCUCGUACUCUCCGUCAAGUUCCUGAUUAUGUUGUUGGGCAAUCUGAAGCUGAAGCUUCUAAAGAAGGGAGGACCUUAGCUGAUUUUUACUAUGGAUGUUUGGGUUAUUCCGUCUAUAUGACUGAUAAAGACUCAUCUGCCAUUAAGCAACAUACAAAGACUCAACUUCCCGUUUGCGUUGGUCUUGAGAUACUAGCAGAUAGAAGAGCAGCUUCUGGCAAUACUUCAUCUGUUCCUGCCCGUGUUCAAAGUAGAAAUGAUUCUCGGGAGGUGCCUCGGCAGCAGAACAAUAAACCAGCACCAGCACCAGCACCAGCCACUGCCACAAACACAGAAAAUGGCUUCCUAACGAGGUUCACAAGAAACGCAAGCCUGGUAGCAGGAGGGGUGAUGAAGAACAUGAAGAGAGUUGGUAACUAUGUGAAAGAAACUGUGGACGAUUCCUUGGACCCAUAUCGAAAGCGACCAAAAUGAAGAAACUUUUUUACAUUAGAUGUGGAGACAAACCCUCAAAAAAAAAAAAAAAAAAAAAAAAAAAAAAAAAAAAAAAGAGGUGACAGACAGACGACAGGAGAUUUGACACUUUUUUGGAUUCUCUUUGAAUUAUAAAAAUAAAAAGCAACAAAAAAUGGCUGUAUUGAUGUGUUUAAGCAGUCCAUGUCGCAAAGUGAUUAGCUAUGACUACGAGAACAGUAAUGUGUAAGACCUUACUCAGUUUUGGUUUACUGAUAAUAUUCAUAUGCCAAUGAGGUACACCACUUUUAUUACA